Molecule: messenger RNA, 5198 nt
Organism: Schistosoma curassoni
Lineage: Eukaryota; Metazoa; Platyhelminthes; Trematoda; Strigeidida; Schistosomatidae
Source: the annotation of a GenBank genome assembly
AUAAUAAUAAUAAUAAUAAUAAUAAUAAUGUUUAUCUGUACGUUGCUUAUAGAUAACCAAUUCAACCAAUUAUAAUUGAUUAUAAACCUGGAUUUUUCUAUUUUUAUCAUAUACCAAUAAUCUUAGAAAUGGUGAUGAGAUCUUGAUAAAUGAAUCUUAUUAUUUUUAUUGUCAAUUAGUCAUAUUAUAAUUAAAAGAUUUUAUCACAGGAAUUAUAGAAAGAUAUAUAUAUAUAUAUAUGUACAAUUAUUUCUGAACUUAGCCUAGUACAACGUCAUAAAUAACAAUAAUCUCUACGUGAAUAUCAAUAACACUGUCAAAUAUAGAUAGACGAAGAAGGGCCACAUUAGGCCAACAAGAAAUUGAUAAUAUACAAGCAAAAAGAUGGAGUCCAUAUCCAACCAAUACACUGGAAUAUUUAUCACAAUCAGUCAGCGAUACAACUCGUUAUUAUUCUCCACAACUAGUGACUAUCAAUCUACAACCAAAUAUAGAUCUGGUUAACACAAAUAAUAAUAAUAAUAAUCUAUAUUCCGAUAGCUGCGAACAUUGUUUGACAAAAAAGUGUACGAAAUUGGAUGCAACAGUACUAACAAAUCUAAGUGGAAAUUCUCCACCAUUAACUACUUGUACAACUCUGCACACAACAGCUGAGACUAUAAAAACAGAUUUUGAAACAAGUCAAUUCAUUACUUUUGAUCAACCAACAUCAUUAAAAAACUUUAAAACACUCAGACAAAAUCAAGAACCAAUUGGAAGUUUUGUUGACAAUAUAAUCGAUCAAAGCGCUAACUAUUUGAAUAAGGAACCCCAAACUCAGGAAUUACCAUUGAUGGCUCAACCAAUAAGUUCAGUCACAAUGAAACCUGUACAAAAUAAUCCAGUACUUCCACAGACAGAAGUAUCGAACCCUGUAGGUUUUAUCCACUCAUCAACAAUGCCAACUUUUGGAUCUAUGCUUCCAAUCGCUUCUAGAACUGGGAAUAAUAAUGUUAAUUUUAAUAGCCCCGUUAAAGCAAAUCAAUCUGAAACUUCUGGACUUACACUAGUUUUAGAUGGUAAAAGCUAUGAACCUGAAGAAUUACUCAACUUAAUUGAACGAUUACGACAAGAUAUUCGAGGAUACACUGAUCACAUAAGAUGGCUUGAACAAGAAUUGAGUCAAACAAGACUCAAUUUAAACGCUCGAGAAAGAGAUAUUGACAAAUUGAAAUCAGUUUUAGACCAAAAACUUUAUAAUAAUAUGACACAACUACCUACCCACCCCGUUACACCAAUAUCCGAUAUAUCACGUCAAACAAUUAUACAAAACACGUUAAAUGUAACCGGAAUAACGCCUACAUUAAAAGCAACUGGUAUGCCCGAAAACACUGGACAACAAAUGUUUGCAGACAAAUUACGCACUAAGAAACAAGGUGUUUCAGGUGAAAGUUUUACUGGACAUCAAUUAUCAGGUCUUGUACAUCAUGAUAAAGAUGCUUGGUCUUCUAGUUUAAUUCGAGAUGCUAUCAGUAAUAAUACAUUUUUGAAGCAUUUAGAACAAUCACAAAUUGAAGAAAUAGUAGCUUGUAUGUAUAAAAAACAAAUACCUCAUGGAUGCUUUAUUAUACGUGAAGGUGAACCAGGCGAUGCAUUGUAUGUUGUUUCAGAUGGAAUAUUGGAAGUAUACAAAGAUAAUGCAUUACUUGGACGAAUGGAAGUGGGUCGAGCUUUUGGUGAAUUAGCAUUACUUUACAACUGUAAACGAACUGCAUCUGUUCGAGCUGUAACCAAUGCUUCAGCAUGGACAUUAGAUCGACGUACAUUUCAACAAAUUAUGAUGUCUUCAUGUAUACAUAGACAGCAAGAAAAUAUGAAAUUUUUAAAAAGUGUCCCUGCAUUGAAAGAUCUAUCCUCAGAGAAGAUGAAAAAGCUGGCUGACGUCUUAGAACCAGUGUUUUAUGAAACUGGUGAAUAUAUAAUACGUGAAGGAGAACUUGGUGAAACAUUUUUCAUAAUUAAAUCUGGUAAAGUACGUGUUACACAUACAAUUGAUAGAACUGAUGAAACAAAAGAAAUUCGUCAACUAUCAGAUGGAGAUUGGUUUGGAGAAAGAGCAUUAUACACAUGUGAAAAACGAAGCGCCAAUGUAAUAUCUGCUGAAGGUGGUGUACAUUUACUCUCAUUGGAUAGGAGUAAUUUUAUUUAUCUAAUUGGUGAUUUAAAUGAAUUCAAAUCUAAAACGUAUGAUGAUAUCAAUCGUCCAUCUACUGGGAUAAUAUCAACAAAUUAUCAACAAUCAGUAGGAUAUUUAGAUAAAGAAGAGAUUGUUAGUACUCCACAAACUGUUGAACAAAUAGAAUCAAAGGAUUUGCUCUCUUCAGUUAAAAUUGAUAAAGAUGAUUUAGAACGAAUCACAGUUCUAGGUGUUGGAGGGUUUGGAUGUGUCGAAUUGGUUGUUUGGACAAAAAACAGAAACAAAACAUUUGCAUUAAAACGUAUGAAAAAACAGCAUAUUGUCCAUACACGUCAACAGGAGCACAUUUGUUCAGAAAGACAAAUAAUGUUAGAACUUCGAUGUCCAUUUAUUUGUCGACUUUACUGUACAUAUAAAGAUAAUAAAUUUGUAUACAUGCUGUUGGAAGCUUGUUUAGGUGGUGAGUUAUGGACAGUUUUACGAAAUAAAGGUCGAUUUGAUGAUGUUAUGACACGUUUUGUGGUUGCUUGUGUUUUGGAAGCGUUCACUUAUUUACACACACAAGGCAUAUUAUAUAGAGAUUUAAAACCAGAAAAUUUACUUCUUGACCAUAAAGGUUAUGUGAAAUUAUGUGACUUUGGAUUCGCCAAACGAGUUGGACAUGGUAAAAAGACUUGGACAUUUUGUGGCACACCUGAAUAUGUCGCACCGGAAAUUAUUUUAAAUAAAGGACACGAUAAUUCAGCAGAUUAUUGGUCACUAGGUAUUCUUAUUUAUGAAUUACUUACGGGAAGUCCACCAUUUACUGGUACUGAUCCAAUGAAAAUUUAUAAUGUUGUUCUGCGUGGAAUAGAUUGUGUUGAAUUCGAUCCAUCGAAUAUAAGUCGAACUGCAACUACACUUAUUAAACGUUUAUGUGCACAGAAUCCAGCUGAACGAUUAGGCUAUGGACGAGGGGGAAUAAUCGAUAUUAAACAAAAUAAAUAUUUUCAAGGAUUUGACUGGAUCGGUUUGCAUCGUGGUACGUUAGCAGCUCCUAUACAACCUACUAUACUUGGCCCAGAUGAUACAACUAAUUUUGAUAAAUAUCCUCAACAAAAUGAAAUCCCACCUGAUGAAACAUCAGGUUGGGAUAAAGAAUUUUAGCAUUAAAUUACUAAUCAUCAUUGUUAACUUUUCACAAAUGAUCUAAAACCUUUUUUUCUUAUUAUUUCAUACAUAUGUUUAUAUAAAUAAUGAUUGUAGGUGUGUGUGUGUGUGUGUAUGUAUGUAUGUAUGUAUCUAUGUAUGAGAUUUGUGCAUUUGAUAAAGAGUGUAAUUGUUAUUGUAUUGAAAUUCUAUCUAUCAUAAAGCAUAUCUAUAUUCCAUAUAUAUAAAUGAAUCAUUUAUAGUCUACAAUUUGUGUGUUUUAUCAACUUAACUGAUCCAUCAUAUAGAUUAUUCUAUUUAUUACAACAACAACAACAAAAAUUGAACAAUUAAAUGAUCUAACCUAUUUUAUAUAAUUGUGAAUAAUAAUUUAUUUAUUUAUUUACUGUUAUGGUCAUAUUUUUUUCAAUUCUGAAGAGAAUAAAAUGAAAAAAAAACGAUUCAAAUCAUAGAGAUGAAGUUUUCUUCACUUUACUUUUCUUUUCUCUUCUUUUUUUUCUCAUAUCAAAAUGAUUAGAUUUACUUUUCUGAAUUAAAUAACAAAUAAACUUUUGAACUGGAAAGAAAAAAAGAAAAGCAUAUUCUGUGUUUUUAUUGUUCAAUUCAAGUGCUUUUCUUUUCUUGUUUUGUUUGUUUUUAAUGUUUUUGCGAUGGGAUUAAAAAAAAAGUGAAAAGAAGAUCAUUUUAUUGUUGAAUUAAACUCUCACAUUAUUCAUUCUUGAUCAGAAAUUUAAAAAAAACCCUUGUUUCCACGUUUUUUUUUAAAUAUAGAAAUUCUUUAUAAAAUAUUUCACUGCUGUGUACAUAAAUAAAUAAAUAUAUAUAUAUGUGUGUGUGUGUCUGUGUAUCUACAGUUCCACUAACCUAUAAUAAUGCACAUCAAAUUAGCAAUACUUGAAUUUAGAUUUGAUCUAAUACAAAUAUUCACUUUGUAAUCAUGAUCUAUAUAUGUAUAUCAACCGAUUUGUAUCAGAAUGUCUACUUAUAUAAUGGAUAUUUUAAAGAAUGAACAUACUAUCUCAUUUAUUUAUUCAAUAUAUAUUGAAGAUCAUUUAUAAGUAAGAUUUAUCAACUUAUCAUCAGAGUUAUUAAAAGUUUCUUUUUGAAAAAUUUCUUUAUAAUAUAGAUUUAAUCAAUAAAAUUCUACUGCUGGUUUCUAAGUUAUUUUUUAAUAAGAGUAUUAAUGUUUUCUCUUUUUUUUAAAAAAAAAAAUAUUUUAUUCCUGAUUACUUUUUUUCUUCUUCCUAUUCUAUAGUUGUUUAGAUUUAAUUAAAGAAUCUUGUAAGGCUUUAUUAUUCUUAAAUAUCUCAUUAUAUAUAUGAAUCAUAUUGUUUUGUUGAUAAAUUCAAUGAAUGAAUAGAGAAUAAGUUAGAUUAUAUUCAAUUGUUACUUAUAUAUUGUAAUUGAAUCUGAAUUUUAAAAAAAAUAAUCAUCUUCAUCAAUUAGAAUAUUCAUUUAAAGUGUACGAUUCAAAGUCUAAGAGAUAUAUUACUUUAUUCUUGUUAUUAUGAAUAGUUAAUUGAUCCUAACAUCUAUCUUGUAUCUUCUUUUCAUGAUUGUUAUUAAGUCUGUUGUUUGUACAAAUUUUGAACAAUUCAUAUAAAUGUAUUUAUACUAGGUGAGUUUUUUUUCUUCUGAAUAACUUCAUUACAUAAUCAAUAUUAUUUACUCCAGCUAAAAGAGAACUUAAUAACUAUACUACUUUCUCAGUUUAUUAUGUUUAUUUAUUUUUCAGUACUAAUGAACAAUUCAUUAGUUGUGUGAGUGUGUGUGUGUGUGUUGUUGUAUUUAAAUUAGUUUAUGUUAUUGUAAGAUAAUUCAUAUUUUUCAAACAAAAAAAAAUAACCUCUAAACAAAACUAAUUAAUCACUAU